Arachis ipaensis is the source of this 2597-nucleotide messenger RNA. The record is from RefSeq and is a predicted model, not a curated record. Lineage: Eukaryota; Viridiplantae; Streptophyta; Magnoliopsida; Fabales; Fabaceae.
UCCAACCCUAAUUGCGAAACUAAUGCACUGUUUCUCUGUAAGGUAAUGACAUUACCACUGGGAUCUACUCUGCGUGCGAUCUGCUCCAGCAACAACUUUCUUCAGCAAGGAUCUCCUCAGUGGCAUUCUCCGACUAGAAUCUCUUCGCCGUUCACCGCCAUUGUUCAUCUCCUCACCGCUGCUUUCAAUGAGCUUCUACGAUCUUGUUCUAGCUUCGAUCUAAAGGUUAGCCAUUGCCUCUCAUCCCCUUGUUGCUCGUUUAUCACCUCGCUGCCGCAACAACAUUGUUGUUGCCUUUAGUGAGCUUCUACAAUUUGGUUCCGCUUUUUCUUCACUUUUGUGUUGACGUCCUUGCUCUCACCGUCGAGAACUUCCUCGAGCGCCACCUUCAGACUCUCCUCUUCAAGGCCGGCAUGGCCAAGUCAAUCCACCAUGCCAAGGUCCUGAUCCGCCAGUGCCACAUUAGGUGAAUGCAGCAAUCAAUGACAUGGCAUCCUAAGCUAAAGCAAAUGCAUCAUAGUCUCGAAAAGUUGGCAGAAAAUUUAUGGGAGAAAGUCCUGAACUGGAACCUGAUUCUCCGGUUAUCCAGGUGAUAACUAUGGAUUCGGAUCCUCUAAAGUUUGAAUUUUACUUUAGAGAGUAAAGUGUGAUUUCUCACCAUUAAUUUCAUAGGUGGGACAAAUAAUAAAUAUAAAAGAGAAACUAUUCAAAGAUACAAAAUCACACUUUACUUUCUAAAGUGAAUUCAAACUUUAGAGGAUCCAAAUCCGAUAACUAUGAUCUUCUUAAGAGGUUAUUUUGGUUAUUUAAAAGUUUACUUUAUGUUAUCAACUAAUAUUUUUCCAUUGCAGUGUGAUUAUGAUCCUCUUCAAUUGUCAACUAUUUCAUUAAUGGAGUAUAAAUUUUGAUUCCACUUACAUAUUAUGGAGUUUAGCCUCUCAUGAAAGUAUUUUAUCAGUUUAGCUUUAAUUGAUGACCAAUGUUAAUUUUGAAAAGAAUGAUACAAUUUUAUUUUAUUUGGAAGAACCAGUAUUUCUUAUUUGAUCUCUAAUUUGUGGAGCAUUGAAAUGUACGUUUUAGAUAGUAUUUCUUGGGAGUUUAGAGAGUGAGGAGUAACCUUUAUUUUUUCUUCAAUCCUUCUGAUAUGGUGUUUAAUUGGUAUGUGAUACAUGCUGCAGUUGACUUGCCGCCAUGGUUCUCUGUGCUGUCUAUAGCAUUGAACUCAAAUGUGGACCUUAUAAGUAUAUUCACUUUAUACUUCUUUGUUGGUAGGAAUGAUGAUUGUUAAUUGAAUUCAUUUCAUGUUAUUCUAUUUUGAUGUCUUGUCUUAUGAUGCCUCAUAUUGUAUUGGUUAAAGUUAAAAUGAAAUAGCGCUCUGAUUAUCGUAGCUCUCUAAGACAUCAUCUUAUUGUGUGAUCGGUGGGCUCGUGAAUAUUUUUUGCUUCUUUCAUUUGUUCGUAUGCACACUAUUUCAGGAUGUCUCAAGAAUUGAAACAGCUCCACAGAGUAUGUUGCCAAUCAUAUGCUUUAGAGAUGGAAGUCCUCCACUGCCAGAUGCCUUAUCAAUGACGAAUUUAGCAAUCUCAGGGAUAAAUGGUCUUGAUAUAGGCUGUGUUUUCUAAUGCAGAAAAAUAUCCCCAUGACAUUGACAAACAAUCAGUUUGUAGGAUUAUUUGGUGGCGAAGAGAAUUGAUGAUGGUGAGCUCAUCAAGAAAUUCCAUCUUCUGCUCUUGUGAUCGAAACCAUGGAGGCUUUGACUAUAGCAUUAAAAUUGUAACUCAACAAGAUGGAAAAAUUAGAUAUAUACGCAAGUCCAGAUAUUUUGAUAAUUUCAUUAGACAAAUUAAUGACGGUAAAAACUACCUGGGGAAAAAAGAGGUACUUCUUGGGGACAUGGGAGUAGGGAAGACAAGUUUGGUUCUUAGAUUUGUGAAAGGCCAAUUUUCUGAGUACCAAGAAUCAACAAUUGGGGCAGCAUUCUUCACUCAGGUUUUGUCUUUGAACGAAGCCACUAUCAAAUUUGAUAUAUGGGACACAGCAGGGCAGGAACGUUACCAUAGUUUAGCCCCUAUGUACUAUCGUAGUGCUGCUGCUGUCAUUGUUGUCUAUGACAUUAUAAGCAUGGAAUCUUUUGCGCGAGCAAAGAAGUGGGUUCAAAAAAUGCAACGACAUGCAAAUCCGAGUUUGAUAAUGUUUUUGGUGGCUAACAAGGCUAAUUUGGGAGCGGAGAGAAAGGUUACAAAUGAGGAGGGUGAAGAAUAUGCGAAAGAAAAUGAAUUAUCUUUUCUUGAAACUUCAGCAAAAACUGCACAGAAUGUGAAUGAGCUCUUCUAUGAAAUAGAAAAGGGAUUGGCAAAAGCAAACCCUUCACACCAAACCGGAAUCAAGCUGCAUAUCAUACCUCAAGAAACCAGAAGAAGAAGCUUGUUUUGCUGUGUUUAGUUAAUGUUAUUAUCAAUAUAAGUUGAAUCUGCAUUUCAUUUGUAUUCCAGAAGCUUCUAACUUGGUAUUUUCCUACUUUUAAGAUGGAUGAAUAAAGAAACAAACCUGCAAAGUAACCCCAAACCGCAUGCAAUAAUUUAUUCAUCACCUGAUUA